AUGACAACACAAUAUUCUGUGGGCCGGAUCAGCAAAGAAGCCUUCCUGGUCUCAGUCGGCUUAUUUUUAGGACUUGCUAUCAUCGGCGUGAUAGGGCGUUUUGUAGUCCGAUUUGGUAUCCAGAGGCAUCGCGUCCAGAUCGACGACGGACUUCUUACAUUGGCCUUUGUCUUCGUCCUGACAAGCCAAGUUAUCAUCUACAGUAAAGUGGUCAACCCGAUGUUCUUGAUGGCUGCAGUGGAGAACAUGGUUCCGGGCGUCCAGCCGCCUGUGGAUGCGAUCGAGAUAUCAGAAAAUUACCACAGAUGGACGGUGGCCUCUCUGAUGAUUAGCUGGUGCUCAAUAUCCGCCGUCAAGUUUUUCUUUCUCAUGUUCUUCAAAAGGUUGAUCGACCGUCUGCGCCCUUGGCAGAUAUAUUGGUGGAUCGUCUUCACUGUGAACCUGAUUCUCUUGUCCUUCGGAAUCACGGUUUACUACAUCAGCUGUCCCUACUGGGGCGAACAAGCACUACAAUGCGCUACCGGGAAAUACAUGUCCAACCUCGUCCGAUACUCCGCCGCUCAAAUUUCUCUCGAUAUCGUGGGUGACCUUCUCAUCUUGGUGAUUCCCGUUGGCCUUAUCUUGAAAAUCAGGGUAGACUGGACUCAAAAACUUGCCUUGGGCAGCUCGCUUUGUCUGACCUUCGUCCUGGUCGCCCUAUCCAUCACCCGAGUCGCCGGCCUGAAGUACCACAAGCAAGUCGAUCUUAUUUGGGAAACAUACUGGCAGUCCAUGAGCGCCGAGCUAGGAGUCCUUCUAGCGGCAGCGAGUGCAUUCCGAGCGUUCUUCGUUUCACAAAAGCAAAACAAGGCAUACGUCCCGGCCUACGGCCAAAAGUUGAGAAUAUCUACAAAUAAGGCAUCUGUGGAGUCGGAGAAGAAGCCUGUGGAAUUCUCUGAUACAUGGUGUACAGAGCCGACUCCUACUACUGCUGACGGCUUCGAGCAUCUGCCCUUAGACGGAAGAAAUUCCGGUCAACAGGGGGACCUUGAGUGGCAUGAUUUGAUAUCGCCGAGCUUUCUACAUGAUCCAAGCCCCGUGGACGAUUUUGAUUAUGUUGAAAGGCCCAAGCCUGCACAUCUUCCCGAUGCUGUCUGA
Messenger RNA from Penicillium verhagenii, 1137 nucleotides. RefSeq lists its product as uncharacterized. Bases 1 to 1137 code for a protein of 378 amino acids. The record is from RefSeq and is a predicted model, not a curated record. NCBI's taxonomy places the organism in Eukaryota, Fungi, Ascomycota, Eurotiomycetes, Eurotiales, Aspergillaceae. The transcript is spliced from 4 exons.